GGGCACAGUCUGCCCUGACACAGCCUCUUCCCUCUCUCCAGGUCCCCUGCAGGCCUCGGCCCCCUUCCUCAUCUGUAGACACACUUGAGUAGCCCAGGCACAGCCAUGGGAGAUUCGGAGAUGGCCGCCUUUGGGGCUGCCGCCCCCUACCUGCGCAAGUCAGAGAAGGAGCGGCUAGAAGCCCAGACCAGGCCUUUUGACCUCAAGAAGGAUGUCUUCGUGCCUGAUGACAAAGAGGAGUUCGUCAAGGCCAAGAUUGUGUCUCGAGAGGGUGGCAAAGUCACUGCUGAGACCGAGAGGGGCAAGACAGUGACUGUGAAGGAGGAUCAGGUGAUGCAGCAGAACCCACCCAAGUUCGACAAAAUCGAGGACAUGGCCAUGCUGACCUUCCUGCACGAGCCCGCGGUGCUCUACAACCUCAAGGAUCGUUACGGCUCCUGGAUGAUCUAUACCUACUCGGGCCUCUUCUGUGUCACCGUCAACCCCUACAAGUGGCUGCCGGUGUACAAUGCCGAGGUGGUAGCUGCCUACCGGGGCAAGAAGAGGAGCGAGGCCCCGCCCCACAUCUUCUCCAUCUCCGACAAUGCCUAUCAGUACAUGCUGACAGACAGAGAAAACCAGUCCAUCCUGAUCACCGGAGAAUCCGGAGCAGGGAAGACGGUCAACACCAAGAGGGUCAUCCAGUAUUUUGCUGUUAUUGCAGCCAUUGGGGACCGCAGCAAGAAGGACCAGAACACGGGCAAGGGCACCCUGGAGGACCAGAUCAUCGAGGCCAACCCUGCUCUGGAGGCCUUUGGCAAUGCCAAGACCGUCCGGAAUGACAACUCCUCCCGCUUCGGGAAAUUCAUUCGAAUCCAUUUUGGGGCAACAGGAAAGUUGGCAUCUGCAGACAUAGAGACCUAUCUUCUGGAAAAAUCCAGAGUUAUUUUCCAGCUGAAAGCGGAGAGAGAUUAUCACAUUUUCUACCAAAUCCUGUCUAACAAAAAGCCUGAGCUGCUGGACAUGCUGCUGAUUACCAACAACCCCUACGAUUAUGCAUUCAUCUCCCAAGGAGAGACCACUGUGGCCUCCAUUGACGACGCUGAGGAGCUCAUGGCCACUGAUAACGCCUUUGACGUGCUGGGCUUCACUACAGAGGAGAAAAACUCCAUGUACAAGCUGACAGGUGCCAUCAUGCACUUUGGAAACAUGAAGUUCAAGCAGAAGCAGCGGGAGGAGCAGGCGGAGCCGGACGGCACUGAAGAGGCUGACAAGUCUGCCUACCUCAUGGGGCUGAACUCAGCCGAUCUGCUUAAGGGGUUGUGCCAUCCUCGGGUGAAAGUGGGCAAUGAGUACGUCACCAAGGGGCAGAAUGUCCAGCAGGUGGCAUAUGCCACUGGGGCACUGGCCAAGGCAGUGUACGAGAAGAUGUUCAACUGGAUGGUGACACGCAUCAACGCCACCCUGGAGACCAAGCAGCCACGCCAGUACUUCAUAGGAGUCCUGGACAUCGCUGGCUUCGAGAUCUUUGAUUUCAACAGCUUUGAGCAGCUCUGCAUCAACUUCACCAAUGAGAAGCUGCAGCAGUUCUUCAACCACCACAUGUUCGUGCUGGAGCAGGAGGAGUACAAGAAGGAGGGCAUCGAGUGGACAUUCAUUGACUUUGGCAUGGACCUGCAGGCCUGCAUCGACCUCAUCGAGAAGCCCAUGGGCAUCAUGUCCAUCCUGGAGGAGGAGUGCAUGUUCCCCAAGGCCACCGACAUGACCUUCAAGGCCAAGCUGUUUGACAACCACCUGGGCAAAUCCUCCAACUUCCAGAAGCCACGCAAUAUCAAGGGGAAGCCUGAAGCCCACUUUUCCCUGAUCCACUAUGCCGGCACCGUGGACUACAACAUCAUUGGCUGGCUGCAGAAGAACAAAGACCCUCUCAAUGAGACUGUAGUGGCCUUGUAUCAGAAGUCCUCCCUCAAGCUGCUCAGCACCCUGUUUGCCAACUAUGCUGGAGCUGAUGCGCCUAUUGAGAAGGGCAAAGGCAAGGCCAAGAAAGGUUCGUCCUUUCAGACUGUGUCAGCUCUGCACAGGGAAAAUCUGAACAAGCUGAUGACCAACUUGCGCUCCACCCAUCCCCACUUUGUACGUUGUAUCAUCCCCAAUGAGACAAAGUCUCCAGGGGUGAUGGACAACCCCCUGGUCAUGCACCAGCUGCGCUGCAAUGGUGUGCUGGAGGGCAUUCGCAUCUGUAGGAAGGGCUUCCCCAACCGCAUCCUCUACGGGGACUUCCGGCAGAGGUAUCGCAUCCUGAACCCAGCGGCCAUCCCUGAGGGACAGUUCAUUGACAGCAGGAAGGGGGCAGAGAAGCUGCUCGGCUCCCUGGACAUUGACCACAACCAGUACAAGUUUGGCCACACCAAGGUGUUCUUCAAGGCCGGGCUGCUGGGGCUGCUGGAGGAGAUGAGGGACGAGAGGCUGAGCCGCAUCAUCACGCGUAUCCAGGCCCAGUCCCGGGGUGUGCUUUCCAGAAUGGAGUACAAGAAGCUGCUGGAACGUAGAGACUCCCUGCUGAUAAUCCAGUGGAACAUUCGAGCCUUCAUGGGGGUCAAGAAUUGGCCCUGGAUGAAGCUCUACUUCAAGAUCAAGCCGCUGCUGAAGAGUGCAGAGACGGAGAAGGAGAUGGCCACCAUGAAGGAGGAGUUCGCACGCCUCAAAGAGGCGCUGGAGAAGUCCGAGGCUCGCCGCAAGGAGCUGGAAGAAAAGAUGGUGUCCCUGCUGCAGGAGAAGAAUGACCUGCAGCUCCAAGUGCAGGCGGAACAAGAUAACCUGGCAGAUGCUGAGGAGCGCUGUGAUCAGCUGAUCAAAAACAAGAUUCAGCUGGAGGCCAAAGUGAAGGAGAUGAAUGAGAGGCUGGAGGAUGAGGAGGAGAUGAAUGCUGAGCUCACUGCCAAGAAGCGCAAGCUGGAAGAUGAGUGCUCAGAGCUCAAAAGGGACAUCGAUGAUCUGGAGCUGACACUGGCCAAAGUGGAGAAGGAGAAACAUGCAACAGAGAACAAGGUGAAAAACCUGACAGAGGAGAUGGCUGGGCUGGAUGAGAUCAUUGCCAAGCUGACCAAGGAGAAAAAAGCUCUGCAAGAGGCCCACCAGCAGGCCCUGGAUGACCUUCAGGCCGAGGAGGACAAGGUCAACACCCUGACUAAGGCCAAAGUCAAGCUGGAGCAGCAAGUGGAUGAUCUGGAGGGAUCCCUAGAACAAGAGAAGAAGGUGCGCAUGGACCUGGAGCGAGCGAAGCGGAAGUUGGAGGGCGACCUGAAGCUGACCCAGGAGAGCAUCAUGGACCUGGAGAAUGACAAGCAGCAGCUGGAUGAGCGACUGAAAAAGAAAGACUUUGAGCUGAAUGCUCUCAAUGCAAGGAUUGAGGAUGAACAGGCCCUCGGCAGCCAGCUGCAGAAGAAGCUCAAGGAGCUUCAGAUCGAGAUGAACAAGAAGCGCGAAGCCGAGUUCCAGAAGAUGCGGCGGGACCUGGAGGAGGCCACGCUGCAGCACGAGGCCACGGCCGCCGCCCUGCGCAAGAAGCACGCUGACAGUGUGGCAGAGCUGGGCGAGCAGAUCGACAACCUGCAGCGGGUGAAGCAGAAGCUGGAGAAGGAGAAGAGCGAGUUCAAGCUGGAGCUGGACGACGUGACCUCCAACAUGGAGCAGAUCAUCAAGGCCAAGGCUAACCUGGAGAAGAUGUGCAGGACCUUGGAAGACCAGAUGAAUGAGCAUCGGAGCAAGGCGGAGGAGACCCAGCGUUCUGUCAAUGACCUCACCAGCCAGCGGGCCAAGCUGCAAACGGAGAAUGGUGAGCUGUCCCGGCAGCUGGAUGAAAAGGAGGCACUGAUCUCCCAGCUGACCCGAGGCAAGCUCACCUACACCCAGCAGCUGGAGGACCUCAAGAGGCAGCUGGAGGAGGAGGUUAAGGCGAAGAACGCCCUGGCCCACGCACUGCAGUCAGCCCGGCAUGACUGUGACCUGCUGCGGGAGCAGUAUGAGGAGGAGACGGAGGCCAAGGCUGAGCUGCAGCGCGUCCUGUCCAAGGCCAACUCGGAGGUGGCCCAGUGGAGGACCAAGUAUGAGACGGAUGCCAUUCAGCGGACUGAGGAGCUUGAGGAGGCCAAGAAGAAGCUGGCCCAGCGGCUGCAGGAUGCCGAGGAGGCCGUGGAGGCUGUUAAUGCCAAGUGCUCCUCACUGGAGAAGACCAAGCACCGGCUACAGAAUGAGAUUGAGGACCUGAUGGUGGACGUGGAGCGCUCCAAUGCUGCUGCUGCAGCCCUGGACAAGAAGCAGAGGAACUUCGACAAGAUCCUGGCCGAGUGGAAACAGAAGUAUGAGGAGUCACAGUCGGAGCUGGAGUCCUCACAGAAGGAGGCUCGCUCCCUCAGCACAGAGCUCUUCAAGCUCAAGAACGCCUAUGAGGAGUCCCUGGAGCAUCUGGAGACCUUCAAGCGGGAGAACAAGAACCUUCAGGAGGAGAUCUCCGACUUGACUGAGCAGUUGGGUUCCAGCGGAAAGACUAUCCAUGAGCUGGAGAAGGUUCGAAAGCAGCUGGAGGCUGAGAAGCUGGAGCUGCAGUCAGCCCUGGAGGAGGCCGAGGCCUCCCUGGAGCACGAGGAAGGCAAGAUCCUCCGGGCCCAGCUAGAGUUCAACCAGAUCAAGGCAGAGAUUGAGCGGAAGCUGGCAGAGAAGGACGAGGAGAUGGAACAGGCCAAGCGCAACCACCUGCGGGUGGUGGACUCGCUGCAGACUUCCCUGGACGCAGAGACACGCAGCCGCAACGAGGCCCUGAGGGUGAAGAAGAAGAUGGAAGGAGACCUCAAUGAGAUGGAGAUCCAGCUCAGCCAUGCCAACCGCAUGGCCGCUGAGGCCCAGAAGCAAGUCAAGAGCCUCCAGAGCUUGCUGAAGGACACCCAGAUUCAGCUGGACGACGCGGUCCGCGCCAACGACGACCUGAAGGAGAACAUCGCCAUCGUGGAGCGGCGCAACAACCUGCUGCAGGCUGAGCUGGAGGAGCUGCGUGCCGUGGUGGAGCAGACAGAGCGGUCUCGGAAGCUGGCAGAGCAGGAGCUGAUUGAGACCAGCGAGCGGGUGCAGUUGCUGCAUUCCCAGAACACCAGCCUCAUCAAUCAGAAGAAGAAGAUGGAUGCUGACCUGUCCCAACUGCAGACUGAAGUGGAGGAGGCAGUGCAGGAGUGCAGGAACGCCGAGGAGAAAGCCAAGAAGGCCAUCACAGAUGCCGCCAUGAUGGCAGAGGAGCUGAAGAAGGAGCAGGACACCAGCGCCCACCUGGAGCGCAUGAAGAAGAACAUGGAGCAGACCAUUAAGGACCUGCAGCACCGGCUGGACGAGGCCGAGCAGAUCGCCCUCAAGGGCGGCAAGAAGCAGCUGCAGAAGCUGGAAGCGCGGGUGCGGGAGCUGGAGAAUGAGCUAGAGGCAGAGCAGAAACGCAAUGCGGAGUCUGUGAAGGGCAUGAGGAAGAGCGAGCGGCGCAUCAAGGAGCUCACCUACCAGACGGAGGAGGACAGGAAAAACCUGCUGCGGCUGCAGGACCUGGUGGACAAGCUGCAGCUAAAGGUCAAGGCCUACAAGCGCCAGGCCGAGGAGGCGGAGGAGCAAGCCAACACCAACCUGUCCAAGUUCCGCAAGGUGCAGCACGAGCUGGAUGAGGCGGAAGAGCGGGCGGACAUUGCCGAGUCCCAGGUCAACAAGCUGAGGGCCAAGAGCCGUGACAUUGGCACCAAGGGCUUGAAUGAGGAGUAGCUUUGCCACAUCUUGAUCUGCUCAGCCCUGGGGGUGCCAGCGAAGCCCCAUCCUGGAGCCUGUGUAAUAGCUCCUUGGGAGGAAGCAGAAUAAAGCAAUUUUCCUUGAAGCCAA
Mandrillus leucophaeus (drill) is the source of this 5883-nucleotide messenger RNA. RefSeq names its product myosin, heavy chain 7, cardiac muscle, beta (gene MYH7). The coding region runs from base 106 to 5769 and encodes 1887 amino acids. The record is from RefSeq and is a predicted model, not a curated record. The transcript is spliced from 39 exons. Lineage: Eukaryota; Metazoa; Chordata; Mammalia; Primates; Cercopithecidae. Gene Ontology annotation, molecular function: cytoskeletal motor activity; actin filament binding; ATP binding. Gene Ontology annotation, cellular component: myosin complex.